UUUUAGGAAGUCAAGCAUGCUGGCAUUGCUGCUCCUUCUCGUGCCGCUAGGGCUCAGCGGCAAAUCGACACGGCCAUCCGCGGGUGAAAUUUCGGGAAAUCCAGUCGCGGCGGAUCUAACGCUUGCACAGGCGCCCAAAUUUUCGGAUUCUUCACUAGGUUUCAGGCUCACGCCAGAUGGUACUGUGCACGCGAUCGAUGACACUGGCAAGUAUUUCUGGUCGUUUUCGUCUGGAGGGAGCUCGCUCGUGGAGAUUGAGCCGAUUGAGCAGUAUGCCGACGAGGCGGAGCAUUUCGACCAGGAUUACGAGACUUUGAAGAAGUACAUUGCUGAGAGCCCGAUCGUGAGCGAGGGUGGCGUGGUGAUAGGGGCGUCUUUGAAAUCAGUGUUCGUGGUCGACCCCAGCACCGGGACUCUGAUCCACAAGUUUGACAUCAACGGAACAACGUCUGGGAAGGAUGCGGAGCCGCUGCUAUCCUCGAUGCUCAAGGACUUUAAGCCCCUCUUCUUCCAACGCACAGAUUAUUCCUUGACGUGCUUCGAAGUCUCAACCGGCUCCGUCAAGUGGACGAUACGAUUCUCGGAAGUUGCCAACUUGGCGGAGGAUAUCGACUAUCCAGGUAUCGCAGCAGGAAAUACAACCAGCUUGACUGUGCUUGUCUCUGAUGGAAAGCCAUCCAAGCGCACGUUUCAAGGCACGAAAUUCACACCGAUUAUCGUGGAGCCACCGUAUUACCUCGACUACCUUGUCAAGAACCACACCUUGCCUCCAGUCUCGGCUCCUUCAAAUGCGAUUCUGGCACUUCCUAGCGGAUCCAAUCCCAGAAACAGCACCAACAGCGGCAGGGGAAGCUUUCCAGUUGGGUGGCUUUUCGGUGCACUGCUUGCAUGUCUGGCUGUGGUAACUCUGGUGCUGAAAGGAGUGCUACACUUUGGACAGAAAGAAAAGCAGAAGAAGGAAAAGGAGCAGCAGCAAAAGCGGAAGAAACGCAGAGGUCCGAAGGGUGAUCGAGCCUCUCAAGAAAACGUUAGUAAACAGGUGGAUGAUACGAAAGUGGAUCAACCGAAAAAGCAGGAUGCAGAUGGAAGAAUUGGGAGCUUGACGAUCUCUAAGAUAGUCAUCGGUUACGGAAGUCAUGGCACCAGGAUUCUCGAAGGCAAGCUGGAUCAGAGGCAGGUAGCUGUGAAGUCGAUACUUAGCGGCUUUUACCACAAAGCCUCGAAGGAAAUAGCUGCUCUCAUCGAGCUGGAUACUCAUCCAAAUGUGGUGCGGUACUACUCAAUGGAGCAGGACAACGACUUCGUCUAUAUAGCUCUGGAGAGAUGCAGCUUUAACCUGGAAACAUUUAUUGUCGUGCACGCUGCUGGCGCAGACAAUCGAACUGAAGUAAACGAGUUCGAGGAGAAAGAACUCCAGGAGAUUUUGCAGCAAAAGCUCACCUUGUGGGAUAGGUCCUGCCUUCCAAGCCCGUUGCUCAUGAGACUGAUGAGAGAUGUUUUGGAAGGACUCGUUCAUCUUCACAAGCUCGGCUAUGUUCAUCGAGACUUGAAGCCUCAAAACGUCUUGAUUCUUCGGAGUGGCACUUUUCUGAGCGCAAAAAUAUCCGAUAUGGGAAUCAGUAAGCGGCUGAAUGAUGGAGCGUCAGGCAUUGACAAGCUUACGACUGGUAUGGGCAGUUCCGGCUGGCAAGCACCCGAACAAAUCCAGGGCGAGCGGCAAACUCGAGCUGUAGAUAUGUUCAGCGUUGGUUGCCUCCUUUACUUCUGCGUCACUGGCGGACAGCAUCCAUUUGGAGGCCGACUGGAGCGUGACAUGAACAUUGUGUCUGGUAAAAUGGAUCUCUUUGCUGUAGAUCACUAUCCAGAAGCUAUCGACAUCAUUUCAAGUUUGCUUGCCAUGGAUCCCAAAGACAGACCAACUGCUAUGCAAGUAAAGCUUCAUCCAUUUUUCUGGCCCCCGCAACAGCGCUUGCAGUUUCUCAUCACUGCUAGCGAUCGUGUCGAACGCGAGGAUAGAGAAGCCAGCUCGGCGGUACUGACUGCGCUGGAGGCCGUGGCUCCGACUGCGUUGGGCGGAGCAUGGGAUGAGAAGCUGGACCCUUUACUCAUCAACAACCUCGGCCGCUACAGGCAAUAUAACUAUCAGGCCGUGCGGGAUUUACUCAGGGUCAUUCGUAACAAGGCGAACCAUUACAGGGAGCUUCCUGCCGAUGUACAGCAAAUACUAGGAAGCAUUCCUCAAGGCUACGAGAGCUACUUCCGGACUAGAUUUCCGAAGCUCCUCAUGGAAGUUUACAAAGUUAUAGCAGACCACUGUUGGGAGGAGGAAAUGUUCCAACCAUAUUUCUCCGAGGCCGACGACUACUUAUGAUACACUCCAUUAUUAUCGGUGUCAGCGAAAGACCACUCGCAGCAGCUCGAGCGCUCUGGGCCUUAAGAUUCGUGCGCUUGCAGAUAAUUCUUUGUCUUGUUUCAACCAGCGCCUGCGAGACAAAGACAAACAAGGUCUCUUUUUCUCUCCCGUUUUUUAGCUUCUCGAGCUUCUACAUUGGUUUCUUCGAGAAGUUCGUAAGUGAUUCCAUUCCUUUGGUUUUAAAGUUCUCUCCCAGCAUCACGCGAGCAAUGCCACCGUCCUCGAUCAUCCGCCAGGCACUGGAAGCUCUGGCCAGUGGCAAAUGCGUCGCCAUUCUCGACUCGGAGAGCCGCGAGGGCGAGACCGACUUGUUCUUCCCGGCGGCCACCACCACCCCGGGCGCGCUCCGUACUCUCCGUACGCAGGCCGGGGGCGAGCUCUACAUCGCCAUUGGCAGCGAGGUGGCCACGACGUUCGGGCUGCCGUACAUGGGUCAGGUGCUGGCCAUGGCCCAUUCCCACCCCGUGCUGCAGUGCAGUGCCAAAGGUACGGUAAUGUGCCAGGGCUCAUGCUCGGUUGGAAUCUCUUUGGACCACAGGAGCCUCAAGACUGGGGCGUCCGACGUGGAGAGGAGCUACACGUGUCGCCGCCUGGCUGGCCUGUGGGGCGAGCACAGCUGUGCCUCCAAUGGCAAUGGUGGUAUUGUCAAGCCUCUUACAAGUGCCCAAGAGGCAUUUGGGAGAGAAUUUCAUGCUCCAGGCCAUAUUUUUCUGUGUGUGGAGAACUCUUUGGGCUUGAGAGCUAGGCAGGGCCACACUGAGCUAUCAGUGGCCCUUGCCAAAGCAGCAGGGAUCUCUCCUCUCAUGGUUGGCUGUGUGAUGCUGUGUAAUGAGGGUGAUGACUUUGGAGCCCUUCCACUUCAGGAUGCCAGAUUCUGGGCUGAAAAGCACCAAGUACCAUUCUUAGCAGGCCAAGAGAUAUUUGAUUUCACCAAUGGCUUAGCUUGAUUGGAAAGCUGGAAGAUAAGUUUCAUGAAUCUCUAAA
Selaginella moellendorffii is the source of this 3397-nucleotide messenger RNA. RefSeq names its product serine/threonine-protein kinase/endoribonuclease IRE1a. Gene Ontology annotation, molecular function: ATP binding; RNA endonuclease activity; protein serine/threonine kinase activity. Gene Ontology annotation, biological process: mRNA processing; protein phosphorylation; intrinsic apoptotic signaling pathway in response to endoplasmic reticulum stress. NCBI's taxonomy places the organism in Eukaryota, Viridiplantae, Streptophyta, Lycopodiopsida, Selaginellales, Selaginellaceae. Bases 17 to 2371 code for a protein of 784 amino acids. The record is from RefSeq and is a predicted model, not a curated record. The transcript is spliced from 9 exons. Gene Ontology annotation, cellular component: IRE1-TRAF2-ASK1 complex.